Messenger RNA from Neoarius graeffei (lesser salmon catfish), 2325 nucleotides. RefSeq names its product lysine-specific demethylase 9. Gene Ontology annotation, cellular component: nucleus. The transcript is spliced from 7 exons. The coding region runs from base 80 to 2218 and encodes 712 amino acids. Lineage: Eukaryota; Metazoa; Chordata; Actinopteri; Siluriformes; Ariidae. The record is from RefSeq and is a predicted model, not a curated record.
AGUUCCCAGGCAGCAUCGGGACGCCACAAAAAAGACAUGCGCUGUUGACUUUUCAAAGGCUUUUAAAUUUUCGUGCAAAAUGGCUGCGCAGGUCGACCUGGUGUGUGUGAAAGUGGAGGAAAAGCCGAGGGACGGAGUGAAGACGGCGAGCAAAGAGAAAGAGAAGAAGAAAAAGAAGCGGAAGCGAGAGCGCUCACCGUGUGCAGAGAAACAGGCCGGCGGGGAGAAGGAGGCGAAAAAAAUCAAGUUCCAUCACCACAACCAACAACAGCGCGGAGUCCCGGAGCGGGAGACUUCACACGGGCUGAGCAGUAAAGAGCGAGCGGCAGUGCAGCACCACAACAACAACCACCAGCACCAUCACCACCAGCAGCAGCAGCAGCAGCGGAGCCCGAGGAAGGACCCGGCCGCGGGGUUUCCGCCCCGAAAGCCGCCUCCGCUGCUUCCCAGAGACGCCGCCGCUCCGCUCUUCACUUUCACUCCGCUUAAACUAGCCAAGGCCGAGAGCCGCCAGCGCGCCGCGCCGCCCGGGAAGCGCAGAGCCGAGAGGCAGAGGGAGAAGGAGAGGCAGAGGGAGAAGGAGAGGCAGAGGGAGAAGGAGCAGCAGCAGCAGAAAGCGGAGCUGAGCAACAGUCCGGCUGAGACAGAGCCCAAUAAUGAGAAUGGAAAGCCUCAGACCUUGGAGUACCUGCUGAAAAAGAAGAAAAAAAAGAAGAGGCACCGGGAAGACGAGCAAUGCAGCAAGCGAUUACGGACAUCUGACAAGGAGAUCCAGACCGAGGACUCCUCUUCGUUCACCGAUGACAAGACUGUCCUCGCCAACAUCAAAGAAGAAGAAGAACUCCGUCACCUUGGCUCGAACAAGGGUUCAGGCUCUCCUUUCCUCUCGCACCAGGACCACUCCAUUCGCAGCUCAUGCCUGAAGACAAGCUCGUGUUUUCGCAGGCUCCUCCACGAGGAGGUGCAGCCCAACGGUGGGGCGUCCAUCCUGCAUGCGUAUGCUGAUGAAAUCUCGCUCUUGCAACCGGGGGAGAAGGAGAGGUUUGCUCGCGAGUUCCUCGAGCUGGCUUUUAGUGAAAUUUCCAAAGGAGCAGCACGAUAUGCACUUUCUGUGGUGCAUGGCGCUGCUGCCUACCUCCCUGACUUCCUGGACUACUUUGCGUUCAACUUCCCCAACACACCGGUCAAGAUGGAGAUCCUUGGAAAGAAGGACAUCGAGACCACCACUAUCUCAAAGUUUCACUCCCAGGUGAGUCGGACGUACUGCUCCGGGACAUAUCGAGCUGGCCCCAUGAGACAGAUCAGCCUGGUGGGGGCCGUGGACGAGGAAGUAGGGGAUUAUUUCCCGGAGUUCCUGGACAUGCUGGAGGAAUCGCCGUUCCUCAAGAUGACCUUGCCAUGGGGCAGCCUGUCCAGUCUGAGGAUGGACUGCCGCUCUCAGAGUGACGACGGACCCAUCAUGUGGGUUAGACCGGGAGAGCAGAUGGUUCCCACAGCCGACAUGCCCAAAUCUCCGUUUAAGAGGCGCAGGUCCAUGAAUGAGAUCAAGAACCUGCACUACCUCCCGAGGACGAGUGAGCCACGUGAGGUUCUGUUUGAGGACCGGACGAAAGCACACGCUGAUCAUGUGGGCCAGAGUUUUGACUGGCAGAGCACGGCUGCUGUGGGGGUCCUCAAAGCCGUGCAGUUUGGAGAGUGGAGUGACCGGCCGAGGAUAACCAAAGAUGUUGUGUGUUUUCAUGCAGAGGACUUUAACGACGUCGUGCAGAGGCUUCAGCUCGACCUGUAUGAACCUCCUGUAUCUCAGUGUGUGCAAUGGGUGGACGAUGCGAAGUUGAACCAGCUGCGGCGUGAGGGAAUCCGGUAUGCGCGCUUGCAGCUGUGCGACGACGACAUCUACUUCAUCCCACGCAACGUCAUCCACCAGUUUAAGACGGUGUCGGCUGUGUGCAGCCUGGCGUGGCACAUCCGCCUCCAGCAGUACCAUCCCAAAAAAGAGGAGGAGGAAGAGGAAGUUCACAAACCCAGUUCGCCCGUGAAGGAAAAGCCUGUUAACCGGACGUCGGCCACGUUGCACCCGCCUCAAGCGGACACUUCGCGCCCAGAGAGCGCACCUUCACUUGACGCGACUCCUCAAGCUCCCACAGUUCCUCAGGCUUCCCUCCACCCAGCAGCUCCAGGUGACUCUCUCAGCAACAGCAGCAGAAGCCUUCACUGAUUUCUCUCAGUGACCUGCAGGUGACUGCAGUCACUUUCACCUGUUAAUCAGUUUAACAAACUUGACUGACAUUCCAGGAAAGGAUUUGGACUGACAAAAACAAGACU